Beta vulgaris subsp. vulgaris (sugar beet) is the source of this 1391-nucleotide messenger RNA. Its product is annotated as glyceraldehyde-3-phosphate dehydrogenase, cytosolic. The transcript has 12 exons. Bases 149 to 1171 code for a protein of 340 amino acids. Gene Ontology annotation, molecular function: oxidoreductase activity, acting on the aldehyde or oxo group of donors, NAD or NADP as acceptor; NADP binding; NAD binding. The record is from RefSeq and is a predicted model, not a curated record. Lineage: Eukaryota; Viridiplantae; Streptophyta; Magnoliopsida; Caryophyllales; Amaranthaceae. Gene Ontology annotation, biological process: glucose metabolic process.
AAACCGCUGUUAAACCUCACUUCUUUAUAAAUAGUCAUAUAUAGCACCCAUUGGAAAAAUACCAUUCAUCACAAUUUUCAACAUAACCAUUCUCUGAAAUCAUCAUCUUUUUUCUGCUCUCUAUCUUUCAAUUUUGUCACUAAAAAUCAUGGGUUCUGAAAAGAUCAAGAUUGGAAUUAAUGGAUUUGGAAGAAUUGGUAGAUUAGUAGCUAGAAUUGCUCUUCAAAGAGAUGAUGUUGAGCUUGUUGCUGUUAAUGAUCCUUUUAUUUCUACUGAUUACAUGACUUAUAUGUUCAAGUAUGAUACUGUACAUGGACAAUGGAAGCACCAUGAAGUGAAAGUCAAAGAUUCAAAUACUCUUCUUUUUGGUGAAAAACAUGUUACUGUCUUUGCCUCUAGGAAUCCAGAAGAGAUCCCAUGGGGUGAAGCUGGAGCUGAUUUUGUUGUUGAAUCUACUGGAGUUUUCACUGACAAGGAAAAAGCUGCUGCCCACUUGAAGGGUGGAGCAAAGAAAGUGGUAAUCUCUGCUCCAAGCAAAGAUGCACCGAUGUUUGUUGUUGGUGUUAAUGAGAAGGAAUACAAACCCGAAAUCGACAUUGUUUCUAAUGCUAGCUGCACCACAAACUGCCUUGCUCCCUUAGCCAAGGUUAUCAAUGACAGAUUUGGCAUUGUGGAGGGACUUAUGACUACUGUCCAUGCCAUCACUGCUACACAAAAAACUGUUGAUGGGCCAUCAAACAAAGACUGGAGAGGUGGAAGAGCUGCCUCCUUUAACAUCAUUCCUAGCAGCACCGGAGCUGCUAAGGCUGUGGGUAAGGUGCUUCCAUCAUUGAACGGCAAGCUAACCGGAAUGUCAUUCCGGGUUCCAACAGUUGAUGUUUCGGUUGUUGAUCUCACUGUUAGGCUUGAGAAGGAAGCUUCUUACGAUGACAUUAAAGCCGCAAUCAAGGAGGAGUCUGAAGGCAACCUCAAAGGUAUCUUGGGUUACACUGAAGAUGAUGUUGUAUCCACAGAUUUUAUUGGUGAUAACAGGUCAAGCAUCUUUGAUGCAAAGGCUGGUAUUGCUUUGAACAAAAACUUUGUUAAGUUGGUUUCCUGGUACGACAACGAAUGGGGAUACAGCUCGAGGGUGAUCGAUUUGAUCGUAUACAUGGCUUCUGUCCAAGCUUGAUCGCGCUGCUCAGAACUAUGCCAAUGUGGAGUAUUUUUGAGUUCUCUUGUUGAUGUUGUCAAGAAUAAAGUUUAAGGCUUUUGCCUGUUUACAAAGGAGAUGGAAUUAGCUCAAAGAUGUUAAUUAAGUUGUUCUGGUAGAAGUUUGUGAGCUUUUACUUUUGAAGGUGAAAGUUUAUGAACUUUAGUUUUGUAUUAUAUGGAAAUUUCAGUUAUGAUUA